AUGUUUAUGCUCAGGAACGUCAGCAAGCUCAUCUUCGGCGACUCUGCGAAGGAAUCGAUAAUCGAAAUACCCCAGGGACAGCUGUACAUCACGGACCGGCCAAGAGUUCCAGUACCAGCUAGUGAUCCAGCGGCAUAUGAAGAGGGCGAAGAAGAGCUCUCUGCUGAAGGCGACGAAAGCGGGGAGCUUGAGGCACUCGGCGGCGACAAGGACGAGAAGAUCUUUCUGCUCGACGAAAGCCUUCGGCUUCGGUCUGAGCUGCGAGAAGAAGGCGAGAAGGUUAUUGCAUGGAGAGACUUGAGUGGCGACGUCGGUGACCUCUACGAGUUCGUCUGCGAUCCGUCAACACCUCAGGAAAAAGUCGCGACAUUUCUUCUUGCGGCGGUGGAGUGUCAGUACGAGCGCAAGUACCGCCGCAGUGCGCAGCAAGCAACGGAUCAACAGCUCCAGGAAUUUGAUUUUGACGAGGAAGAGAGCCCAAUUCCCACGGCCAGCCCAAUCGCUACGUCUCCCCAUUCGACCUCUCCAACCUCCAAGGAAUCCGCAGCAGCGAUGGCGAAAGAGGUUGUUUCUUCCAAGGGAACCCAGCAACAGACCUCAGAGCAAACUGUUGCGCCGCCGUCCGCUUCCGUUCCGACCGCAAAUGAGGUACUAGCCAAAGAGACGGCUGAGCUUCACUUGUUCGACUUUAAUACUGGAACCUUCGUCCUCCAGGACCCCCUAGUCACUGCAACAGUUUCUGAAAUUGGAUCCUGGGAAUACUGGCUACAAAUUACGGGCCCAGACCGGGAAUGGCUUGGCCAGCUUGUUGUUGGCGAUAUAAACCCAGUGUUUAACUUCGAAUACCUCUCAUUUAUCUUCAAUCAUUAUACAGAAGAUGGCUCGGCUUACUCUUGGCUUCUACGAUUUAAAGACCAGGCCACGGAAGAACGGUUCCAGGAAGGAUUAAUGCAGGCGCUAUGGGAGCGCCUAAAUGAGACGAAAUGGGCCAAAACUAAAGAAAAUGAUCGCGAUUAUGUCCUGGAAGCGUUUAACGAUCUCACUGUGGAAGAUACGAGAGAGGAGGACAUGAAGGAGCUGGAAGAAGAGGAAGAAGCCGAAGAGAGAGAGAGAGCGGAGGAAGAGGAGGAAGAUGAAGGACAGAGGAGUGAGCAUUACGACACAGAUGAAGAUGAAGACGAUGUUGCCACUCGAGAUGAGGAUGGGAAUGUCAACUCUCAGCUCGCUGUUGGUUAUAAACAUGACAGGUCCUUUGUUGUGAGGGGGUCAAAGAUUGGUGUCUUCAGGCACACCCCUAACAACAACCUCGAGUUUUCAACCAAUAUCUCAAAGGUUGAAACCCCCGAUGGCAAGCUGUUCAGCCCUAAGAAGGUCAUGCUCCAUGCGGAGGACGCGAACAUGAUUCUCCAGAAUGAGCAAAAUCCAAACUCUCUGUAUCGUAUGGAUUUGGAGUACGGUAAGGUCGUCGACGAGUGGAAAGUACACGAUGAUAUCCCAGUGUUGUCUUUCACCCCUGAAACGAAAUUCUCCCAAAUGACAUCUGCGCAGCCCUUCGUUGGUAUAUCACAAAACGCUCUUUACCGCAUCGACCCCCGUUUGUCCGGCAACAAGCUUGUGGAUGCAGACCUAAAACAGUACGCCAGCAAAAAUGAUUUCUCUGUUGCGUCUACCACUGAGAAGGGAUAUCUUGCUGUCGCUUCAAAUAAGGGAGACAUCCGUAUGUUUGAUAGACUGGGCGUCAAUGCCAAGACCCACAUUCCGGCACUGGGAGAGGCUAUUAUUGGAUUAGAUGUCUCUGCCGACGGUCGAUGGGUACUCGCUACAUGCCGUACAUACCUCCUCUUGAUUGAUGCUUUACAGAAAGAUGGAAAGAACGAAGGAAAGCUCGGGUUUGAGAAGUCCUUUGCCAAAGACUCGAAGCCACAACCUCGACGUCUGGGUUUGCAGCCUGCCCAUGUUGCUCAAUUCCAGCAUGAAACCAAAUCCCCUCUUGCGUUUACUCCUGCCAAAUUCAACACUGGCCUAGACUCUUCAGAGACUUCAAUUGUCACCGCUACUGGGCCAUUUAUUGUUACGUGGAAUUUGAAGAAGGUCCUCCUUGGCCGCAAAGACCCAUAUACUAUCAAGCGGUACGCGGAGGAAGUCAAAGCGGAUAACUUCAAAUUUGGAAGUGAUAGGAACGUCAUUGUUGCCCUACCAAACGAGGUCAAUAUGGUUGCAAAGCAGAGCCUUCGAAAGCCAACGAGAGAGAGUAUUGCUGGGCCCCCGGUUACCCCAGCCAGUGAUAAAGGUGAUAAAUCUCGGUUAGCAGAAUAA
Molecule: messenger RNA, 2316 nt
Organism: Nannizzia gypsea CBS 118893
Lineage: Eukaryota; Fungi; Ascomycota; Eurotiomycetes; Onygenales; Arthrodermataceae
Exons: 5
Coding region: 1-2316 (771 amino acids)
Cellular component (GO): cytoplasm; nucleus
Source: RefSeq, a predicted model, not a curated record